AUGGCAGUUGGGGCGGCGACCCGAGGGAAGGAGCCGCGGUGGCUGAGGCCUCUGCUGUCGGCGAGGUACUUCGCGCAGUGUGGCGACCACGGCGACUCCGCCGGCGGCGGCCGGUGCGAGUGCAACAUGUUCUGCGUCGACUGCGCCGGCGACGGCGGCGCGCUGUGCGCCUACUGCCUCCCGCUCCACGGCGGCCACCGCGUGGUCCAGGUCAGGAGGUCGUCGUACCACGACGUGGUGAGGGUGUCCGAGGUGUGCCGGCUCAUCGACGUCUCGCGCGUCCAGACCUACGUGAUCAACGGCGCCAAGAUCGUGUUCCUCAACCGGAGGCCGCAGCCGGCAAGGCCGCCGGGGAAAUCCGCCGGCGCCGGCGCCGGCGGCACCGCCGCCAGCUGCUGCGAGGUGUGCGGCCGUGUCCUACUCGACUCCUCCCGCUUCUGCUCGCUCGCGUGCAAGCUCGGAGGCAUGAAGAGGGACCCGGAGCUGACGUUCCUGCUGCACGGUAAGCUGGGGUUGGAGUCGCCGGAGACGGCGACGGCGACGGCGGCUGACGAGUGGUCGGCGCCCAGCAAGGUCCGGAGGACGUCGGCGGUGAGCCGAAAAGCCCGACACAGAAGAAGCAUCGCAGCGGCGGCCGAGGACGAGGACGACGAAGCCUGCAUUUGUCCCCGGACGCCGCCUCCCAUCUCCAGCUGCGGCCACGGCGUGUCCAGGCGGCGCAAGAGCGCGCCACGGCGAGCCCCGCCGUACUAG
Molecule: messenger RNA, 753 nt
Organism: Oryza brachyantha (malo sina)
Lineage: Eukaryota; Viridiplantae; Streptophyta; Magnoliopsida; Poales; Poaceae
Product: protein RGF1 INDUCIBLE TRANSCRIPTION FACTOR 1
Exons: 3
Coding region: 1-753 (250 amino acids)
Source: RefSeq, a predicted model, not a curated record